AUGCUUACAACCUUCAGGCGUGAUCUGGGAUUCUUCCCCAAACGCCCCUGUUGGGCGGGCGCCAGCAGCCUCUUGGCGCGCCCGGGCAGGCGUUGGGCUGGGAGCUGCGUGGUGCGGUGGUUCUCAGGCUGCGCGCGGGAGUGCCGGCACCUGGCACCCAGCACCCAGCACCCAGCACCCAGCACCUGGCACCGGCUCAAGCCAGGAGCUUUCAGACCACUCGAGUACCCGCUGCCCCUCUCGUCCCUCCUCACCAGCCCUGAGUGCGUGCCUCUAAUGACUGUCCUUUUCCUCUCUGCCCCUUGCCUCUUCCUGCUCCAGGCAGCCCAGAAGGGACCCAUGAGGAAGGAUCUGCCGUGUGCACCUCCUUGUCUAACCCUCUCCUCUCUCCUCCUGCCACCGUACACCUGGCGCCCGUCGCCUGCAGAAGUCCAUGAAGAAGUUCAUAAGCCAGAGGAGAAGCCAAGACCCAGACUCACUGCUCCUAAGAUCCCAGAAGGGGAGAAAGUAGACUUCGAUGACAUCCAGAAGAAACGCCAGAACAAAGACCUCAUGGAGCUCCAGGCUCUGAUCGACAGCCACUUCGAAGCCCGGAAGAAGGAGGAGGAGGAGCUGGUUGCUCUCAAAGAAAGAAUUGAGAAGCGCCGUGCAGAGAGAGCAGACCAGCAGAGAAUCCGUGCCGAGAAGGACAGGGAGCGCCAGAAUAGAUUGGCGGAGGAGAAAGCCAGGAGGGAGGAGGAGGAAGCCAAGAGGAAAGCUGAGGAUGACCUGAAGAAGAAGAAGGCUCUGUCCUCCAUGGGUGCCAACUACAGCAGCUACCUGACCAAGGCCGACCAGAAGAGAGGCAAGAAACAGACUGCCCGGGAGAUGAAGAAGAAGAUCCUGGCUGAGAGACGCAAGCCGCUCAACAUUGACCACCUCAGCGAGGACAAGCUGAGGGACAAGGCCAAGGAGCUCUGGGACACCCUACACAAGCUCGAGACUGACAAGUUUGAGUAUGGGGAGAAGCUGAAGCGUCAGAAAUAUGAUAUCACCAACCUCAGGAGCCGCAUCGAACAGGCCCAGAAGCAUAGCAAGAAGGCCGGUACCCCGGCCAAGGGCAAGGUUGGAGGGCGCUGGAAGUAA
Molecule: messenger RNA, 1125 nt
Organism: Trichechus manatus latirostris (Florida manatee)
Lineage: Eukaryota; Metazoa; Chordata; Mammalia; Sirenia; Trichechidae
Gene: TNNT3
Product: troponin T3, fast skeletal type
Exons: 13
Coding region: 1-1125 (374 amino acids)
Biological process (GO): regulation of muscle contraction; sarcomere organization; skeletal muscle contraction
Cellular component (GO): troponin complex
Molecular function (GO): tropomyosin binding; troponin C binding; troponin I binding
Source: RefSeq, a predicted model, not a curated record